CUUAUCAAAAACAUUAUCAAAAAUGAUAAUGGUGUGUAUGCUAUUUACACAGAAUUUUCCCGGCAGUCUCCAUUCCAUACCUACCCCUUCAACUUUGACAGAAUGAACAUAUUUUUUGUAAAUGAUCCAUCUGUUGAGCUGAAGUUGGUUGAGGUGUCAGCGCUGCGACAGAAAUGUGUAGCCUUGCCGUACAGGGAUGGUUUCGUGGCCAUACCCCUCCUCCACUAAAUGAAACAAAAAAACUACAAAAAAAAGUUCAAGUUCAAAUCCGUUAAAACAAUCAGUUAGGAGUUCAAAGCUGUUCAAUUAAUCAGUUUAAACAAUCAGUUCAAGUUACAAACUCUAAUACUAUAGUUGACUACCGACUUAUGACUAUGACUUCCAGUACUCUGGAUGGAGAAUAGCUGUAAGUAUUAUACGAAAGUUGGUAUUAUUCCAUGCACUACACCUAUAAUUUCAAGCUGAAGUUCUGAAAAUUAUGACCUGUACUUUUACCUUUCUUAUAGUUCAUACCACCUUGGAGCACCAUUCAGGAUGCCUUUUCAUCUGAUAAAGUUUCGAAUGAACGGGGACGUUGCGGUGGUCCCAACUGGAUGGUACUAUGAUGGGAUUGUUUUCUGGCCCACCUAUAAAAACACUGACCGAAUUAAAAAGGCCGCUUUAAAUGAGGAGCAGCAUGAGCCAAACUGGCCAAAAUUUGAUGCUUCUGUUGUCCGAACUUGUGACAACUACAAAGACGCAUUAAAAAUAAUGCAGCAAUAUGAAAAGGGCUGCGACACCUCAGACCUGCUAUCUGAGGCAGAGAAUAAGGAGCUGCCAGAAAAAAGGAGCAGGAAGGCAGUCCAUCGUCUCGGGGACUCUGAUGACAGCGAGGAAGACCCGGGAAAUAGUGACCGCGCGUCGGCAAGCCAAUUGCACAGGCAGACUCCACCGUCUCGCCGAGUGCCAGCAGUCAUGAGUACACAAGGAACGGCAGUCCCUCCUCAACUCCCUCCACCCCCCGCACCAGCAGCCCUCAACAUGUGGCAGACUCAGGAGCCUCAUGCAUCCAGUCUGGCCUACAGGCCAACAUGGCGAGGGGGAAGAAUGGCCGACUACAUCUCCUGCUCUGCGCCUGAGAUGAGCCACCUCUUUAGCCUGCUGGAACAUAUGAAGCAGAACCAAAAACAGCUGAUUUUGAAGGUAAACUUCCUAACCAGCAGGUCGCAGAUUCACCCAGGGCCAGAAGUUGAAAUGCCGGCCAAUGUCCAGUUUCCACUGGAACUGUUGGAGGCAGUGGAGGCAUUUGAAGCAUUUUUGAUAGAACCAUCAAAUGCCCCAGCGCGACAAAGAGUGGUGAGGUUUCUUCCUAAUAUGAAUGUCCAUGAUUAUGCAAAUAUUCUACUGAAUCGGCCCUGACAACCAGGCCUGUCCUGAACCGCCUUUUCCCAGUGGUAAGAUUAUGUCAGUGAGCCACAAUCGGCCUGGUUUGACAUUGUGUGUAAAGGUAGCAUAGGUCCAUGAGCCAAGAAAACAUGCAGGUUCUUUUUUUUUGCAUUUCUGGACGCUUUCAACAGGAACAAAAACAUUUUAAAUGCAAUUUAAGCUUACCUGUUUGUUUAAAGAGAUGUCUUUGCCUUUUAGAUUUCUUCUUUGGCCACCGUUGGAGGCCAGGAUGUGAAG
Messenger RNA from Entelurus aequoreus (snake pipefish), 1662 nucleotides. RefSeq lists its product as uncharacterized. The coding region runs from base 535 to 1398 and encodes 287 amino acids. The transcript has 7 exons. NCBI's taxonomy places the organism in Eukaryota, Metazoa, Chordata, Actinopteri, Syngnathiformes, Syngnathidae. The record is from RefSeq and is a predicted model, not a curated record.